ACCAGCUGAGUGCAGGCAGCACAAUCAACGACAGCAGCUGUGGCGGCACGGCUUCACUUCAUGUAACAUAUUCUCUUCGCAAAUGUGAGGGAAAGGGUGGCAAACAUGAGCCCCAAGCAGACAGCAAAGGUAACGACGCAGGCACGGCAUUUGACGAGGAGGCCGUACAAGUGGACGAAAUCCGGUUGCCGGACCUGCAAAAUCCGCAAGGUCCGCUGCGACGAGACUUGGCCGACGUGCCGCAAUUGCAACAGCACAGGCCGGCGCUGCGAUGGCGUGGCCUCCGCUCAGAGCGCCGCCGCGCCGAGCACGCCGUUCCUGACGUUCACUGCGCCGCUGACGCUCUCGCACUUUCGGCCCGCGCAGGCCAGCGGCGCCGAGCUCGGCGAGCACGGAGACGGCGCGUACCUGGACCUGUUCCGGCGGGAGCUCGUCGCCUGCAUCGUCGGCGGGCGCUCGGCGUGGCGGCGGCUCGUGCUGCAGGCGGUGCAAGAGGAGCCGGCGCUGGGCCAUGCGGCGGUCGCGUUUAGCGCCCUGCAGAGGGCGAGGGCGGCCUCGUCGUCUGGCGAGGGAAUCGAGGGCCCUGCGUGUGCGUCGCCGUCGCUCUCGUCGGGCGAGGUGCGGCUCGCGAUGCGGCACUACGACCGGUGUAUCCGGGAGAUGCAGCGCGUGGUUGGCCGCGGGAGCGGCGACAGCCGGAGUGUGAAUGUCGCGUUGCUGUGUACGGUGAUGUGUAUAGGCUUUGAGCUGUGUAUGCAUGAGCCGCUCAUUGCGCUGAGCCAUCUGGAGCAUGGGCUGAACAUAGCCAUCUCGAACCACCCAUAUGUCGACGCCGAUCUCGCGCUGGCGUUGUCGAGGCUCGACCUGCAGGCCGCCAUCUUCCUCGGCAGGCGAUCCCCCACGCUCGACGCCGCCCACGUCUCCUCCUACUCACUGUCUACUGAAGGCGGCUAUCAAGCCGCAGACCGGGACCUGACUUGUCUAACGAGCCGCCUGUUCAGCUUCAUGAGGACCAUGGCCGACGACUUUCGGUAUCGCGAGCCGGGGUCAGUGCCGCUGCAUGUUGCCGCUGAGGCCGGUAAGCUGGAGGACGAUCUCGCAGCGUUCCGGGACAGAAAUCUCGCGCCUGGGACGGCAUUUAUGGAACGUGGUCUGCUGGAGGAAACGAUCUUGAUCCGCGUCAAGUACCUCAGCGCGAGCAUCCUCCUGGCCACGUGCCUCGCCGCCGAAGAAGGCAUAUACGACCGCUUCACGGCGCAGUUCGCCGACAUUGUGACGCUCUGUGCCAGUCUGCUAGACGGCCCGCAGCGGAAAAUAACGCCCGGCCAUUGCGGCUUCGCGCUGGACAUGGGCGUCGUGCACUCGCUGUUCGUGACGGCGUGCAAGUGCCGACACCCGGGGGUCCGGCGGCGCGCUGUGGCACUGCUGGACGCCGUGCCGGGGGCGGAGGGCGUGUGGGAGGGCAAGCAGCAUGCGCGUAUCGGAGAGAGGGUGACGCAGCUCGAGGAGUGCGGCCUCGACCUGGACCUGGACCUCGACCGGGACCUGGACCUCGACCUUGGGCUGAAGCCGUCGACUGACCCUUCGGACACGAACCCUACAAGUUGGGCAGCAGCGUGGGAUCCGUCCCGGGUUCCGGAGUGGCGGCGAAUUCACUCGGUGGACAUAGACCCCCAGAUUGACCUGCGGUGCGCGCAGGUGUGCUUCCGGUGGCGGCCGAACGGCAUGGAUGGGGAGUGGGACGAUUUCGCGGAGGUGAUAACGUGGUGAUGGAGUUGAAGGGAUCGCAUAGUGCCACACUGCCACUACAAAGCAGAUCAUGUAGGAUAUAUAAUGUGGCGGCUCAGUCUGUACUCCAACAAAGCCGUACGAUGGUUCAUUCGAG
Molecule: messenger RNA, 1885 nt
Organism: Purpureocillium takamizusanense
Lineage: Eukaryota; Fungi; Ascomycota; Sordariomycetes; Hypocreales; Ophiocordycipitaceae
Exons: 3
Coding region: 106-1770 (554 amino acids)
Biological process (GO): regulation of DNA-templated transcription
Molecular function (GO): zinc ion binding; DNA-binding transcription factor activity, RNA polymerase II-specific
Source: RefSeq, a predicted model, not a curated record